AUGAGGGCAAAUGCCCGGGAGGUCGAAGUACUCCUGAAAGGCGUAAUCAUGAAAAGGGAGAGGGCGAUGAUGGAUGGCCAUGCCGACAACGACGAUCUACUAGGCGUGAUGAUGGAGUCCAACAUAGAAGAAAGCCAUGAAGCCGAAAGCUCCAAGCCCAAGAUGACCGCCGCCGACAUAGUAGGGGAGCUGAAGCUCUUCUAUUUCACGGGCAUGGAGACUACCGCGGUGCUGCUCACAUGGACAAUGGUCGUGCUACGCAUGCACCCGGAGUGGCAGGACCGCGCCAGGGAGGAGGUUUUGCACGUCUUUGGAAAGAACCAGACGGAUUUUAGGGGCAUAAACCGGCUUAAAGUUGUGACAAUGAUGCUACAUGAGGUUCUUAGGCUAUACCCACCGAUUCUACUACUUGGUCGGGAGGCGUAUAAAGAGACAGAGCUGGGAGGCGUCACAUAUCCAGCCGGCGUUACAUUUGCACUGCCAAUUGUGUGCAUUCACCAUGAUCCAGAUGUGUGGGGAGAAGACGUCGAUGAAUUUAAGCCGGAGAGGUUUGCGGAGGGCAUUGCCGGCGCAUCCAAGAACUUGCUGGCGUUCUUUCCGUUUGGCUGGGGACCGCGGAUUUGCGUCGGGCAGAACUCUGCAUUGCUUGAGGCCAAGAUGGGAUUGAGCGUGAUCCUGCAACGCUUCAUGUUCGAGCUCUCACCAUCCUACACGCAUUCGCCUUGCCCGGUCUCCACUCUACAACCCCAGCACGGUUCGCAGAUUAGGCUCACGAAACUCUAUGAAUUAGCAGCCUUUACCAAUUAG
This is a messenger RNA of Triticum turgidum subsp. durum (durum wheat), 807 nucleotides long. The record is from the annotation of a GenBank genome assembly. Lineage: Eukaryota; Viridiplantae; Streptophyta; Magnoliopsida; Poales; Poaceae.